Molecule: messenger RNA, 11098 nt
Organism: Pseudophryne corroboree (corroboree frog)
Lineage: Eukaryota; Metazoa; Chordata; Amphibia; Anura; Myobatrachidae
Gene: PIEZO2
Product: piezo type mechanosensitive ion channel component 2
Exons: 54
Coding region: 551-8989 (2812 amino acids)
Cellular component (GO): membrane
Molecular function (GO): mechanosensitive monoatomic ion channel activity
Source: RefSeq, a predicted model, not a curated record
CAGGCCAGGGCAGUGCAGUGUGAUGAGGAGUGUCUGUUAUCUAGUGACACUGCAACAUCCCUUGGAUCCUAGUGAGCAGCCACCAUCUUAUGUACUGCAAUGAGACAUAGCAGCUUCUAGGAUGCAUCUCCUAACCAUUUUGCCACUCCUGGGGGAUUAUUGAUGGAGAAUGUCUGAUGUAUUUGGAACCCAUAACUUGUCUGGAAUAUAAGAAAAACAAGCAUUCUAUAGACACAAAUUAGACUGCACAUAGCAAUUUAGAACAACUCCUCAUGUUCUGUUUUGUUUUGGGAAAAGAUGAUUACUCCUUACACUGAGCAGAGCCAAAUAACCUGCUCCAAGAGGCAAACAGCAGCAGAGACCCUAAUCUGUUUGGAAUUGAAUGUCCAGAGAUGCAAGGACAUUGCUUAUUGCCUGCUCCGAAGCCAUGCUAAUUGGUGUUAGCUCUGCCCUUGUGUGGACUUAGAGGUUAUGGAAGAAUAACAGCUGGUGCACACUGCUUUUUGCUUUCCUUUCAACGUGAAUACAGCUUUAUAAAGUACCUGAAGCGAUGGCAUCAGAAGUUGCGUGUGGGCUCAUUUUCAGAUUACUUCUCCCAAUCUGCCUUGUUGUUGCAUGCAUGUUCCGGUACAAUGGAAUAUCAUUCGUCUACCUCAUUUAUCUCUUGCUUAUUCCUUUAUUUUCGGAACCUACCAAGAUUACAAUGCAAGGACAUACAGGACGGUUACUAAAAUCCUUAUGUUUUACCAGUCUUUCAUUCCUGUUGCUGCAUAUCAUCUUUCACAUAACAAUAGCCAGCCUGGAGGCCAGAAAAAUGAUAGACCCCCAUUUUAACUGUUCAACUUGGGAGAAAACAUUUCGACAGAUAGGUUUUGAAAGUGUAAAGGGAUCAGAUGCUGGCAAUGGUAUACGAGUGUUUGUACCAGAUAUCGGGAUGUUUAUUGCCAGUUUUGCCACUUGGCUGGUAUGCAAGAAACUUAUUCAGAAAGCAUUGACUGAGGAAGAUGCACAAUACAACACCCAAUUUAUAAAUGAAGAAUUGACAGAAGCAGGAAAGAUGGACAUGGGUGAUGCAUUAAUGUAUGAAGAAGAUUAUGAAGAUGAUGCUAAUGAAGGAGUAGAAGAAAGCACAAGGUUAAAACUUCUUCGCAAAGUCGCCUCAUUUGCCUCCAAACUUAAAGAAUUUAUUGGCAACAUUAUAGCCACCGCUGGAAAAGUAGUUAUUACAAUAUUACUUGGUAUAACAGGCAUGAUGUUGCCUUCUUUGACCUCAGCUGUGUAUUUCUUUGUAUUUAUGGGGUUAUGCACAUGGUGGUCCUGUCGCCGAGUAUUUGAUCCGCUGAUAUUCAGCUGUCUAUGUGUAUUAAUGGCCAUAUUCAGUGCAGGGCACUUGAUUGGACUUUAUCUGUACCAGUUGCAAUAUUUUCAAGAGAUUAUUCCACCAGGUGAUUUUUAUGCCAGGUUGUUUGGUAUCACUUCUUUAGUUCAAACCAACUGUUCAAGCACAUGGAAAUUUGUAGCAAACCCAGAACUACAUUGGUACCACUAUACGAACCCUGUCAUCCUGUUAGUACUGUAUUACACACUGGCAACUCUCAUACGUCUUUGGCUGCAAGAACCUGUCAUUAACUAUGAAGAAGAUAAAGUAAAUGAGGAAGGAGUGAAAGAAGAAGACUGCAGCCCAGCACCUCUCACUGCAGAAAGAAGACGCAGUCUGUGGUAUGCUACUCACUAUCCCACUGAUGAACAAAAACUUCUUUCCUUGACUCAAGAUGAAUACAAGCCAUCUGAUGUAUUGCUUGUAACAGUUAACGGAACACCAGUUGAUUAUCAUACUAUAAAUACGGCACUUCCUAUAGAGAACGGACCAACAAAAAUAGAUAUGUAUUCUACACCGCAAUACAAAUGGGAGCAUACAGAUGAAAUCACAGAAAAGAAAGAAGAAGACGACGACGUAGUAGAGGGAGAGAUGGAAGAGGAAGGUUCUGAGAAGAAAGAAAAUGCCAAAGUUCAUGCAAUGGUGGUUGCAUUGCAGUUUAUCAUGAAGCAAAGUUAUAUAUGUGCUCUCAUUUCUAUGAUGGCUUGGAGUAUCACAUACCAUAGUUGGUUAACGUUUGUGUUAUUGAUCUGGUCAUGUGCCCUCUGGAUGAUUCGUGAUAGGAGGAAGUACGCCAUGAUUAGCUCGCCAUUUAUGGUUACAUAUGGUAAUUUGUUGGUAACUUUACAAUACAUAUGGAGCAUAGACCUGGAAUCUGAACUUUCUGAAGUUCAAGGUCUUCUAGAGCGAAAGAAACCAGAAGAACUUGCAUCCAAGAUACUUUUCUUAGUUACUUUUUGGCUUUUGCUCAGACAACAUCUAACUGAGCAAAAUCUGUUAAAGAUAAAAGAAGCAACUUUAUCAGAAAUAAAAGUUGGAAGCCAGGACAAAGAGGAAGAAUUACCAGCAGAUGAAGAAGAAGAAAAAGAAGAUGACGAAAAUGAUAUCAUGAAGGUUCUUGGGAACAUGGUGAUGGCAAUGUUUGUCAAGUAUUGGAUAUACGUUUGUGGCGGAAUGUUCUUCUUUGUCAGCUUUGAGGGGAAAAUAGUCAUGUACAAAAUCAUCUACAUGAUGCUCUUCCUGUUCUGUGUGGCUCUGUAUCAGGUGCACUAUGAAUGGUGGAGACGAAUUUUAAAAUAUUUCUGGAUGUCUGUGGUAGUUUACACCAUGUUGGUGCUAAUCUUAAUUUAUACUUAUCAAUUUAAAUCCUUCCCACCCAUUUGGAUGAAUAUGACUGGAUUAAAUGAAGAGAAGCUAGCAGAUCUUGGUUUAGAGACAUUUGGUCUGACUGACCUGUUCACGCGUAUAUUUAUCCCAACUUCCUUUUUGUUGGUGUGCAUAUUACACCUUCAUUACUUUCAUGACCAUUUCCUGCAGCUCACUGACCUUAAGGCUGUAACCAGCAAACAGGACAACACAAUUUACAGAUUGGUGCACCCAGAUGGAAGCUUGCCCGAUUUAACCAUGAUGAACUUAACUGCAGAGGCGGAAAUGCUAGAAGAGAAGCAGGAAAAGCAGCUGGAGGUAUACGCCCAACAGAAGGAACAGGAAUCAGCGGAUGAAUGGCAGAAGAGAGAUGACAAGGGUGGAGGGUAUACUGAUGAUGAGGAGGAGGAUGAGAAGGAGGAGGGAGAGGAAGAAGAAUCAGAAGAGGAGGAAACUUCAGAGUCCAGGAAUAAAUGGCAUUUAGUCAUUGACCGCCUGACAGUUCUUUUCCUAAAAUUUUUGGAAUACUUCCAUAAAUUACAACUCUUUGCCUGGUGGAUUCUGGAACUUCACAUAAUAAAAAUAGUUUCUUCAUACAUCAUAUGGGUGACUGUGAGAGAGGUGUCUUUGCUCAAUUAUGUGUUUUUAAUCGCCUGGGCUUUCGCCUUACCCUAUUCCCAGUUCCGGCCAUUAGCAUCCAGUGUAUGCACUGUCUGGACAUGUGUGAUCAUUGUAUGUAAAAUGUUGUACCAACUCUCAACCAUUGAACCACUGAGCUAUUCCAGUAACUGUAGCAUGCCUCUGCCCAAUCAGACAAAUGUUAUCAGCAAUACAGAACUUGAGAAUUCCCUUCUGUACAGUGGUCCAAUUGAUCCGUCCGGAUGGGUAGGAUUAAAGAAGUCUAUACCACUACUUUCAUACUUACGGAACAAUUUGCUCAUGUUGUUCAUAUUAGCUUUCGAAGUGACAAUUUAUAGGCAUCAGGAGUAUUACAGGUGCCGAAACAACGUGACCGCACCAGUCACAAAAACAAUAUUUCAUGAUAUCACAAGACAGCACCUGGAUGAUGGACUCCUUAAUUGUGCCAAGUAUUUCAUAAACUAUUUUUUCUACAAAUUUGGUAUGGAGACUUGCUUCUUACUUUCUGUUAAUGUAAUUGGUCAGAGGAUGGAUUUCUUUGCCAUGAUCCAUGCAUUUUGGCUGUUUGCCGUACUGUACAGACGUAGGAGAAAAGCAAUUGCAGAAAUCUGGCACAGAUAUUGCUGCUUCCUUGCCUGUAUUAUUACAUUCCAGUACUUCAUAUGUAUUGGCAUUCCUCCUGCUCCAUGUAAAGACUAUCCGUGGAGACACCAUGGGGCCAAAUUUAACUCCAAUAUAAUAAAAUGGUUGUAUUUCCCAGACUUUAUUGUGAGACCUAAUCCCUUAUUUCUCGUCUAUGACUUUAUGCUAUUGCUUUGUGCAUCCCUGCAAAGGGAAGUAUUUGAGGAUGAAAAUAAGGCAGCAAAUCGGAUUAUGGCUGGAGAUAAUGUGGAAAUCUGUAUGAAUCUUGAUGCUGCAUCAUUUAGUCAACAUAACCCAGUCCCUGACUUCAUUCACUGCAGGUCCUACUUGGACAUGUGCAAAGUAAUCAUGUUCAGUUACCUCUUCUGGUUUGUCCUUACGAUCAUCUUCAUUACGGGGACUACAAGAAUCAGCAUAUUCUGUAUGGGCUAUUUGGUGGCAUGCUUCUACUUCCUCUUAUUUGGUGGCAAUUUGCUGCUAAAGCCUAUACGACGUAUCCUGUUCUACUGGGAUUGGUUAAUAGCAUACAAUGUCUUUGUUAUUACAAUGAAAAACAUAUUAUCAAUAGGAGCAUGCGGUUACAUAGACUCGCUGAUUGAAAACAGUUGCUGGUUAAUUCAGGCAUUCAGUCUGGCCUGUACUGUAAAAGGUUAUAAUAUCCCUACGGACCAAAAAAAUUGUCAGUUGCCUAGUGGUGAGGCUGGUAUCAUCUGGGACAGUAUAUGUUUCGCUUUCCUGUUAUUGCAAAGACGAGUAUUCAUGAGCUAUUAUUUCCUGCAUGUUGUUGCCGACAUAAAAUCUUCUCAGAUUCUUGCAUCAAGAGGUGCUGAACUCUUCCAGGCAACAAUUGUCAAAGCAGUCAAGGCGAGACUUGAGGAAGAGAAAAAAUCCAUGGAUCAACUGAAAAGACAGAUGGACCGCAUUAAAGCCAGGCAAGAAAAAUAUAAAAAAGGUAAAGAGAGAAUGUUAAGUCUUACUCAGGAAUCAGGAGAAGGCCACACUAUUCACAAACAUGAAGAUGAUGAUGAUGAAGGAGAAGCAGAAAAAGAGAAAGUCAAGGGCAAAAAAAAGCAGUGGUGGCGGCCUUGGGUUGAUCAUGCUUCCAUGGUCAGAAGCGGUGAUUAUUAUUUAUUUGAGACGGACAGUGAAGAGGAAGAAGACGAUGACAAUAAAGAUGACGAUGAGCCAAGAAAAAAAUCUGCAUUUCAGAGAGCUAUUGGAAAGUUUGCUUCAGCAAUUUUAGCCUUGCCAAAGUCUGUCAUUAAACUGCCUAAAACAAUUCUUCAAUAUUUAAUCAGAGCUGCAAAGUUUAUUUACCAAGCCUGGAUAACUGAUCCAAAAACUGCCCUGAGACAAAGACAUAAGGAGAGCAAAGAGGAAAAGCAAAGGCGGAAGGGAACAGCAGAAGGUCACAUAAUUGUAGAAUGUGAAGAUAAAGAAGAAGAACAAAGCAAAAAGAAGUCCGAUGGUCCGGAUAAUAUUAUCAAAAGGAUAUUUAACAUUUUGAAGUUUACAUGGGUCCUUUUCCUUGCCACACUUGAUAGCUUUACAUCCUGGCUUAACUCAAUUUCUCGAGAAUACAUUGAUAUCUCCACAGUACUAAGGAUAGAACGUUGUAUGCUCACAAGAGAAAUUAAAAAGGGUAUUGUUCCAACCCGGGAGAGCAUUCACAUGUUUUAUCAAAACCACAUAAUGAUGACCCUUUCUAGAGAGUCAGGACUUGAUAGAAUCGAUAACCAACCUGGUUCAAGUUCUGGUCAUUCAAACCAUGGAAACAUCGCAAGUAAAAGGAUGGACAGUGCAGACUCCGCUGCUUCUCAUGACAGCAUGUCCAGCUGCAACACUGAAGCAACCAUGCUGUUCUCAAGGCAGUCCACACUUGAUGAUUUAGACGGACCAGACACUGUACCAAAAACAAGUGAGCGUGCCCGGCCUAGGCUUCGUAAAAUGUACAGCAUGGACAUGUCCUCUUCAUCUGCUGACAGUGGCAGUGUAGCAUCAAGUGAACCAACACAGUGCACCAUGGUGUAUUCACGGCAGGGGACAACGGAAACCAUUGAGGAAGUAGAAGAUGAGCAGGAACAAGAUGUCAAAAGCCCCACCUCCAGAACCAGUGCAGAGGAAGAAGACUACUGUGCUGACCUGGAGGAAUCUAGCUAUACACCUGACACAGAAAUGCCUUUAUAUUCUACAGCAGAUGGGGACCUUCCACCAUCCUACAGCAAAGCUGUUAGCUUUGACCAGCUGUCAUUAGCUUCCCAUGAUGAAUCUGCUGAUAACAAUUUGAUGAUGUUAACUCCAGAUGACAGUCGCACUGAUAAACUACAUGAUUCUAUAUUGCCGCCUCUUACACAUGAGUUGACUGCAAGUGAACUGCUUCUAAACAAGAUGUUUCAGGAUGAAGAGCUGGAAGAAUCUGAAAAAUUUUAUGUUGGGCAGCCCCGCAUGCUGCAACUUAUUUAUGCACUUUACAAUACUUUAGUGGCCAGAUCAGAAAUGGUGUGCUAUUUUGUGAUUAUUCUCAACCACAUGAUCUCUGCUUCCAUGAUAACAUUGGUUCUGCCAGUUCUUAUAUUUCUGUGGGCUAUGUUAUCUGUGCCACGGCCUAGUAAAAGAUUCUGGAUGGCUGCCAUUGUAUAUACAGAGGUAACAAUCGUUAUCAAGUAUUUCUUCCAAUUUGGAUUUUUCCCAUGGAACACAAAUUUGGAUUUUUACAAAGACAAACCUUACCAUCCGCCCAAUAUAAUCGGCGUGGAGAAGAAAGAAGGAUAUGUGCUCUACGACCUGCUUCAACUUCUCGCUUUAUUUUUUCAUAGAUCUAUUUUAAAGUGUCAUGGUCUCUGGGAUGAGGAUGACGUGACUGAGAAUGCCACCCACAAAGACGACACAGAUGAUGAAUUUUCAGAAGCAUCAGGAAGAAAAGAUUCUGUUGGUUCAUUAAAAUCAGUUAAUCUUGCAGCAUCUGCAGAAUCCAUCCAUGUUCACUUCCCAGAGGAGAAGACUGCAAUCAGAAGAAAAAGUUCUAGCAGUGGUUCCCAAAUCUCUCGAAGGUCCAGUUACUCUUCGCACAGAUCAAAGAGAGGUAGCACCAGCACUCGGAACAGCAGCCAGAAAGGUAGCAGCAUACUAAGUAUAAAGCAAAAAUCUAGAAAGGAACUGCUCAUGGAAAAACUUAGAGAGCAACUCAUCAAAGCAAAAGCUUUUACCAUUAAAACAUUCCUCCAGAUAUACUUGCCAAUCAAACAGUUUUUUUACAAUCUUAUACAUCCAGACUACAGUGCUGUGACAGAUGUUUAUGUGCUAAUGUUUCUGGCAGAUACUGUAGACUUCAUCGUAAUCAUAUUUGGCUUCUGGGCAUUUGGGAAACACUCGGCUGCAGCAGAUAUCACUUCCUCUCUGUCAGAAGACCAAGUGCCAGAGGCUUUCUUGGUGAUGGUGUUGAUACAGUUUGGUACCAUGGUUGUUGACCGUGCACUCUAUCUCAGGAAAACGGUCAUGGGGAAAGUCAUUUUUCAAGUUAUCCUGGUGUUUGGAAUACAUUUUUGGAUGUUUUUCAUAUUACCUGGAGUGACAGAGAGGAAAUUUAGUCAGAACACUGUUGCCCAGAUGUGGUAUUUUGUGAAGUGCAUCUAUUUUGGACUAUCAGCUUAUCAGAUUCGUUGCGGUUAUCCAACAAGAGUGCUUGGUAACUUCCUCACCAAGAGCUACAAUUAUGUCAACCUGUUCUUAUUUCAAGGUUUUCGCCUGGUGCCAUUUUUAACUGAGCUGCGAGCCGUCAUGGAUUGGGUAUGGACUGACACCACACUCAGUCUUUCCAGCUGGAUUUGUGUGGAGGAUAUCUAUGCUCAUAUAUUUAUACUAAAAUGCUGGCGAGAGUCAGAAAAGAGAUAUCCUCAGCCCCGGGGUCAGAAGAAAAAGAAAGUGGUGAAGUAUGGAAUGGGUGGCAUGAUUGUGGUUCUUCUGAUCUGCAUUGUCUGGUUCCCUCUGCUUUUCAUGUCCUUGAUAAAAUCAGUUGCUGGUGUCACAAACAAACCCCUGGACGUGUCCAUUACAAUAACUCUUGGAGGUUACCAGCCUAUUUUUACUAUGAGCGCACAACAGAACCAGCUUAAAGAUAUGGAUGGAUCCUUGCACAAGUAUUUUAUGAAGAUUAACAAUAAAGACACUUCUGCCCUCCAGUUUCUGGAAGGAUAUGGAAGGGAAGAUAUAACCAUUGCAGAAUUAGAAGGGAAUUCCAAUUCUUUAUGGACCAUUAGCCCGCCAAGCAGACAGAUGAUGAUAGACAGCCUUAACAGUUCAAAUGAUGUCCCGCUUGUUGUUUCUUGGGCCAUUCAGAGAAACAUGAGUCUUGGAGCUAAAGCAGAGGUCACCGGUGAGAAGCAUACCGUUUAUUUGAGUGCUGACACAAGACUGGCAAUUGCUGAUAUGAUGGUCUCGAACAAAACAACGCCAGUAACACUUCAACAUAUCUAUCCAUGGUAUAUCAAAGCCCCAAGUGAUUCUACAUCUAAGCCCAUAAUGCAGCUACUUAAAGACAAACAAUUUGCAAAUAUUACUGUUUCGCUCAAGAGAAAUGGUACGGGUGAGGGUGCACGAGAGUGGUGGGUUCUUAAUCAAACUAUGAAGCAUUUUUCAAAUAAGACUGGAUUGGAACUAUUCGUUUUCAGCGAUAAAGUCAGCCCUCCUAGUCUUGGCUUUUUAGCAGGCUAUGGAAUUAUGGGACUGUAUGCAUCUGUGGUACUGGUAAUAGGAAAAUUUGUGCGUGAAUUCUUCAGUGGAAUCUCUCACUCCAUCAUGUUUGAGGAGCUACCAAAUGUGGACCGUAUCCUAAAACUGUGCACAGACAUUUUCCUAGUGAGAGAGACUGGAGAAUUGGAACUGGAAGAAGAUUUGUAUGCCAAAUUAAUAUUCUUGUACCGCUCACCAGAAACUAUGAUCAAAUGGACAAGAGAAAAAAAUAAAUAGUUUUCAUGAACUUAAUAUUCAGUUGACUUCAUCUGGAUUAUUAUAAAGCACAAUAUUGUCAUAGCUCUCAUAAGAGCUCGGACUCUUCCAUUGAAGAAGCGGUUUUCCCUCUUAUAGAUCUCAGUGGCACUACAUUGAGCAGAGACAUUAAAGAAGGUUGGUGGUUUUGGUUGGUCUGCAACCAACAAUAUUCCAGGAACUUUUCAUUGGAAGAGAUACCUUUAUGCCCAAAAGUGUGACCUAUGCACAAUGAUUACAGGAAUACAGUUCAGUGUAGACUGUUCAAGUCUUUCUUCAGCAAUGACAUCUGUUGGAAUAUGCAAUAUGCUGCUUUAGAGUGUCCUAAACCCUUGAAAUUGCAAUGUGCUGAUUCUUUAUCACUCUGAUGAAGAUUUGAUGCAGCUGAGGGUAAUUACGUGGCAUUUGUCUGUUAUAGGAAAACAGAUUAUUUAUGCAUUAAAAAGCCUCAACGGACAUACCAAAGUUAAAAAUACACAAAAUGACAAUCUUGUUAACUGCCUUAUUUUUAUUUAUAAAGCCCAACAGAAUAUUUUCAUCAAUCAUUAUUGACUUUUCUCAGGAAAAUAAAAUUAAAGACUAACAAAAUGAUAAUUAACAAAACUCUUAACAUAAGAAUUGCUCAAGGCCAUUUUCCACAAUUGUUACUUUAAAUUGGAUACAUUCUAAUGACUUGAUACCUCGGUGUAAGUGACUGAGAUGCAUGCCCCAACUCCUACCUGAUUUUCUAGGAGUUUGUUUCCCGUUUUUCAAAUGUAGAAAGAAAAUGUUUACAUGACAUAUUCAUAUUUGAUUUUUACUAUGCACUUAUUUUUUAUGUUCGUGUUUGAUUAUAUUCUACCAUCUUUUAAAAAAUGGCCUUUCUUAAUUUAUUUCUAGUCUCAAUCAUCCGUGGUUCUCAUCAGGAAACAUUGUAGCAUGAAACAAAUAGGAUUAACAUAGAAUAGAAAUGUUUCAAGGAUUUGUGGAAUAUUACUUAACAAUCACUAGUAAUAAAGCACACCCUAUCUUCUUUGCUGUUUCCUGCUUGCCAUAGGCAUAUAGAUUUACUUUUAAAUAUAGUUAGCAGCCGUCACUUUCUUUAUUUGCAAGCUGAUAAAGCAAAAAUACUGGACUUUUUUGUUUUUUUUUACCUGAACAUUCCUUAUACCUUUAUUAAGGGCUACUUACUAAUAAAGACUUUGUUUGAAAAUUAUAAUAUGUAACAAUACAAAUGGCAUGCACUUAUGUAAUUCUCCAUCUGGCCCCUGUUCUCUUGUGGCUCUUUGCAAAUAGACUAUAACAGUGAAUUACACAGAGUGGAAGGGUUCGUGCUCAUUAUGCCAAUUGUUUAUUUCCUUCUAUAAAGUGUUGUCACCUGUACAUGGUGUAGGCAACCAAUUUGUAAAUGAAACCAAUAUGCAUACAAAUGAAGCCUCUUAAUUCACUAGAAAGUGUUACCAGUGACCAGGCAGUGAGGCAUAACCUAUAUUGUAAACAAAACUGCAUACUAUUGGCUUGGCCCACACAAUGGCUGUCUCAUCUUUGUGUAGGUUUCAGGCACACUUUAAGAAGCAUCACUGAAUGGAGUAAAACAGUAUGGGCAUUGGACUUAUCAGUUUGAGUAUGGGAUCAGAAGUAUAACAGUAAAUAAUAUAACCCGUACACUCUAAUCCCCUGUUCAGUCUUGUGUUAUAGUUUAUGAUCCUUUCCACAAAAACAAAGUUCAACAAAUCAGUUAUGUAGCUUGCUGCUGUAAGUGGACUCUCCCAUAUAUAUUAUAUGAACCUUUGAGAGAAUGUCAUAACCACUAAAUUGAAUGAAUAGCGGUCAUCAUGUUGUAACUUAGAAAGUGAUGUGCUGCUUCCCUAAAAGUUACAGAGACCUUAAGAGUAUUUAUUUCUCAACAUUGUUAAUUAAAACAAACUGUUUUACUUCCUUGAAUCCCACAAUGCAUGAUUAAACAGCAGGUCCUAUGGUCAUACAACUGCUGUAUCAUUUUACUGACAAUGGAUGACGUUUGUAGAAUAAUAUUUGCGUGACAUGGGACUUUUCCAAUGGCUGCUUUUUUCUUACAACAAAAACAUUUUAAAAUAAAUUUUUUUCACAAUC